This is a messenger RNA of Lobosporangium transversale, 1069 nucleotides long. RefSeq names its product 3-oxo-5-alpha-steroid 4-dehydrogenase-domain-containing protein. Lineage: Eukaryota; Fungi; Mortierellomycota; Mortierellomycetes; Mortierellales; Mortierellaceae. The coding region runs from base 48 to 956 and encodes 302 amino acids. The transcript is spliced from 3 exons. Gene Ontology annotation, molecular function: protein binding; oxidoreductase activity, acting on the CH-CH group of donors. The record is from RefSeq and is a predicted model, not a curated record. Gene Ontology annotation, biological process: very long-chain fatty acid biosynthetic process.
CCCCAACGCCCCAACCUUCUUUCCUCAAAGCAUUCAAGCAUUCCAUCAUGCAGUUGGUCAUCAACCCCAGGUCUCCAAAGUCACGCAAGUUCCCCAUCACCCUCGUCCUCGAUGGCACCCCUGCUACUGUUCGUGUAGAGGAUGUCCAGGCCGCCAUCGCUGAAAAGUUUCCUCAGCUCUACGUGGACCGCCAACGUCUGACGGUUGAAAAGACUGCUCUUGAACAGGGCAAGACCUUGUCAGAGUAUGGUCUCAAGGAUGGUGACUCGGUCACGUUUAAAGACCUUGGACCUCAAAUUAGCUGGCGUACUGUCUUCUUGAUCGAAUACGGCGGUCCUUUGCUGAUCCAUCCUCUGAUCUAUUAUCUGCCCUCUUUGUUCUACAGCAGGACAUUUGAGCACUCGAUGAUGCAAACCGUGACAUUCUGGAUGGUAAUGCUCCACUUCUUGAAGAGAGAGUACGAGACCGUGUUCGUCCAUCGUUUCUCCCACGGUACAAUGCCAUUCCGUAACGUGUUCAAGAACAGUGCUCAUUACCACCUGUUGUCCGGAUUGAAUCUCGCUUACUGGGUCUACGGUCCCUGGAAUGCAGCCGGCACUGUUUUGGGCGAGAGAAGUCGAACUGUGAUCUAUGGAUGCAUUGCCCUCUACGCCUUUGCUGAACUUUCCAACCUCAAGACCCAUGUCACCCUUCGUAACCUUCGUCCCCCAGGCACUCGUGUCCGCAAGAUCCCUCGUGGCUAUGGCUUUGAUUUGGUCUCGUGCCCAAACUAUUUCUUUGAGACUCUGGCAUGGUUGGCAGUGUCAGUGUUGACCCUUUCCUGGUCUGCUCAUUUGUUCUUGGUGGUGGCUGUUGGUCAGAUGUAUAUCUGGGCAGUGAAGAAGCAUAAGGGUUAUCGCAAGGAGUUCCCUGAUUAUCCUCGUGGACGCAAGGCCAUGUUCCCUUUUGUUGCUUAAGAAAAGAAAAAACCCCUUUUGCUCCUCUUACCUUCAAAAGUUUUUUGUUCAUCAAUCAGGUUUAAUCUUCCUUGAUCUUGUUCACUAUCAUCACAAUCUGAAAGUAUGUAGCA